Messenger RNA from Trypanosoma rangeli, 2211 nucleotides. RefSeq names its product putative choline/carnitine O-acetyltransferase. The transcript has a single exon. Gene Ontology annotation, biological process: carnitine metabolic process. Gene Ontology annotation, cellular component: mitochondrion. NCBI's taxonomy places the organism in Eukaryota, Euglenozoa, Kinetoplastea, Trypanosomatida, Trypanosomatidae. The record is from RefSeq and is a predicted model, not a curated record. Bases 1 to 2211 code for a protein of 736 amino acids. Gene Ontology annotation, molecular function: carnitine O-acetyltransferase activity.
AUGGAGAAUCAUUUCUUUUCAGGGCGGCAGAGACAAACUUUUGCGUCGGGGUUUGCUGCGUCAGGCACCCGCCGAUCUGCGUACCUUGACGCACCGUUAGAGUAUCAUGUGUCCACACGCUCCCCGGUUGCCAUCACAACGCCGCAGCGAAGGCGUAUGAAGGAAUGUUUUAGUGCUUACGGCUACACCGACCCCGUCGACAUGAAGGAACGGAUCCCAUCGAGUGAUGACUUGCAACUGGCACAACAUCAAACUCGUCUGCCGCGAUUGCCCAUUCCAACAAUUGAGGAAACGUGCAGUCGGUUUCUUAAAUCCAUUGAGGCCAUCGCCUCCGCUGAUGAGUACUUUGUUGCCAUGAAACUUAUUGACGAAUUUAAGGCGGCAGGGGGCGUUGGGGAGAAGCUUGACGCCCUCCUUCGUGAGUGGGACAAACGAUGUGGGCAGCUAAGUUGGCUGGAAGAGUUUUGGGAUGACGCCUACCUCUGCCCACGCAACCCUAUUCCCAUCAAUGUAAACUAUUUCUUCGGCUUUAGUGCUCAUCCGAAUAAGCAGGCCAUGACACAGACGGGGCGUGCCGCAAGUCUACUUUACGGCGCGGUCUCAUACCACAUGGAUAUUCGUCACGACAAGUUAUUAUGUGAGUUUGAGCGCGGCAAACCUGUUUGCAUGUACCAGAACCGGUUUCUUUGCUGCACCUCACGGGUACCCGGGAAACAGCGUGAUCGUAUCGUAUGCUACUGUGAAAUUCCUGCAUUAUCAAGGGAUGCGUUAGAGUCUAAAAGCGUAGAGUACGUUUCCUCUCCAGAACCGCCGCGACAUUGCAUUGUUAUUCAACGCAACCGAUUUUUCUCCUUAAAAGUUCUUAAGGACGAAGACACGGUUGUAGAUGUGGAGGAGCUGUUGGUGGCGCUUAAACUCAUUGAGGAGAAUGUGAGAAGCGUCGAAGAACCAGGUCCACCUGUUGGGUUGCUUACCACAAUGAAUCGCUCAGACUGGUUUGAGACACGAGAACACCUUAAGCAGCUUGGGAACCACGACACGCUGCAUGCGAUUCAGUCAGCCAUCAUUUGUAUAGCGCUUGAUAGUGUGCAGGUGAUGACCUCUGAUGAGGCCGCCCGGAUCUUUCUUCAUGGCAGCGGCACCAACCGCUGGUUUGAUCGACACAACAUUAUUGUAACACGUGACAGUUGGGCUGGUGUGAAUUGGGAGCAUUCCGUAACGGACGCCACGGCAGCGUUGCGUCUAGCAGACCGCAUGUAUCAGGCGGACUGCGAACAUGCCUUCACGAAGGAGCUCAUUGCAGAACUUGUGAUGGACGCGUCUCGACGCUUGCGUGCUGCUGCCCUGUUCACGGAGCUGGAGUGGGUGUUGGACAGUACCGUUAACGACACCAUGAAGCGGGCAUUCAGUGACUACAAAGAGAUGAUUGAGGCGAAUGAGACGGCAGUGUUGAGGUUUUGCCACUUUGGGGGGGCUCGCAUAAAAGACGUGAAUACCCCCCCUGACUCUUUUGUUCAGCUCUCGUUUCAACUGACGUAUUACCGUCUGUUGGGGCGGGCGUGCGCCACGUAUGAGACGGCAAGUACGCGAACAUUUCUGCACGGCCGAACAGAAUGUGUGAGGAGUGCCACACGAGCCUCAUUGGAUUUCUGCCGCAUUAGCAGUGACCCCAUUUUUGCGGAGUCCAUCGGAUCGCUUCUACCCACUCAGCGGGUACUGAUGCGGGAGGCCAUGAAGCAGCACACUAAGAAUAUGUUGCUUGCCAAAAACGCUUACGGAAUUGACCGCCACCUUCUUGGCCUGCGUCUACAGGCUGUGAAACACGGCAUUCCCCUUCCUGACAUUUUUGAAAACCCCGUUUUCAAGCGCAGUGCUCACUGGAACAUGUCCACCUCCCACUGCGGGAGCAGCAGCCUAAGCCUGUUUGGUUUUGGACCUGUUGUGGGCGACGGCUUUGGGAUAGGGUACAUGAUCAAGAACGAUCACAUUGAUAUAUGCAUCACCUCCAAGUAUACACAUCCCUACACGAGUUCUUUGGUGUUUGCGAGGGUUCUGCAGUCUUCUUUGCUUCUCAUGAUGGGUAUUGUUGAAAGUGAUUUGACGCACCAGCGGGCGGGGGCACGCACACUCUUGUUUUCCCACCCUACCGGCUUCAACGACUUUAAGUACGACCCAGCGGAAGGAUUUGUCUAUAAAGUCUCCAAGCGUUAA